AUGUCAAAGAACGACAGUAUACACGAGGAGGAGGCCGCGAUCGCAAACGAAGCAACUCACCUGCUACCGACGAACUCAGACUCCAGAGAUGGAGACAGUGAAACAGUAUCAACUAUAGGCGUUUGGGAUGGCCUGAAAGACUUUGAACAUCUGCCGUGGUGGCGUCGACCCUCGGUCUAUUGGCUGCUCGGUCCAUAUGUCAUCUUCACCCUUGCCUUUGGAGGUGUUUUGGUCCCGAAACUUGAACUGAUUCUUGAUCUUGUCUGUAAGCAGUAUUUUGCAGACCAGCAUAGCCAUAAUCCCGAUAAAGUCUUUGCUCCCAUCGUGCUCGGGACAAAUAACCCUCAGUGUAACAACCCAGAGGUUCAAGCCAACGCGGCAACUUUCAUGCUGGUCAUGAAUUUGUUCACAGGUGUACUGAGUGCUAUUGCCGCCCCCAAAAUUGGACACUUAUCAGACCGAUAUGGUCGAACACGACUCCUGGCUCUCGCUUCCGUGGGUGGAGUCUUGGGUGAAUUUGUCACCAUCCUCGUUGCUCGAUAUCCCGACACUGUUGACUAUCAUUGGCUGUUUCUAGGCAGUGUGUUUGAUGGCAUGACAGGAUCUUUCACUGCUGGAGGUAUCAUGACCCAGUCUUACGCAAGCGACUCAACCCCUCCUUCGAAGCGUGCUGCAGCUUUGGGUUAUAUGCAUGCUUGUUUGUUCACAGGAAUCGCAUUUGGCCCUCUUCUUUCCGGUUUCUUUGCCAAAUGGACAGGUAGUUUGCUAUCCGUGUUUUAUGUUGUCAUGGGAUGUCACAUCGCUUUUAUGCUAUUUGUCUUGCUCGUAAUUCCCGAGUCAUUGUCUAUGAGAAAGCAGCUGGCAGCCCGAGAGAAGCAUCAGAAGGAAAUGGAGAUGCGGCCACCAGUCUCCUCGUCUUGGAUUAGCGCUCUCCAAACCGCGAAUAUCUUUGCGCCCCUGAAAAUUCUCAGACCUACUGGUCCGGGAACUUCGCCUGCUCUUCGUCGCAAUUUAGUUACGCUUGCUAUGAACGACACAAUCAUCUUGGGAGCGGGAAUGUCCGCAGGUGCCGUCAUCGUUCUAUAUACUGGAGUCACAUUCGACUGGGGCAUAUUGGAAAAGUCUGAGUUUGUGUCUCUUAUAUCACUUGUUCGGGUUGUGGUACUUUUGGGUGUUUUCCCCGUUAUCAACUACUUUGGCCGCACUCGCCCAGCAGCUCGACGUCGCCGCGAGUCUGGCGUGGCUGCGGUCGAGAAGAACAACGGAGCUGAUAAACUGGAUCUCUUGGUUCUCAGAAGCGCUUUGAUGUCUGAUGUUCUCGGAGGCCUCGGAUACGUUUUCGCCCGCUCCUCGGGACUGUUCGUUGCAAGUGGUGUUGUGACCGCUAUUGGUGGUCUCGGCGGCGCAAUUGGCCAAGCCAUGAUCACCAAACACGUCCCCUCUGAAAGAGUUGGACAGCUGCUUGGAGCGAUUGGCAUGCUGCAGGCUUUGGCACGUGUGUUGGGACCAGUCUUGUUCAAUGGGCUGUACGCCUUAACGACUGGAUAUUUUGACCAGGCUAUUUUCGUCUUGUUAGUAAGCUUCUUUGGAUUCGCUCUAGUGAUGAGCUUCACCAUUAGACCCCACGUUGUAUGGGAAGAUGAGCCAGAGGAGGAACGGGAGCCUGCCAAUACCAUGGACGAGGCUUUCGGCGCUUCAAGCGGACAGCUUCCUCUUGAUGAGGAAGAUCAAGUUCGGGUCUUAUAA
Molecule: messenger RNA, 1746 nt
Organism: Fusarium sp. VM40
Lineage: Eukaryota; Fungi; Ascomycota; Sordariomycetes; Hypocreales; Nectriaceae
Source: the annotation of a GenBank genome assembly